This is a messenger RNA of Adineta ricciae, 1512 nucleotides long. The record is from the annotation of a GenBank genome assembly. Lineage: Eukaryota; Metazoa; Rotifera; Eurotatoria; Adinetida; Adinetidae.
AUGAUUUCAUUUACACCAAAUGAACAAGAUUGUCAACGAGCGACGAAUAAUGUGGAAACAACAAAUGAAUUUGUAUUUAUUGUCGAUUGUAGCGGAUCAAUGCGAGAUGAGAAUAAGAUUGGCUAUGCUCGACAAUCGAUGAUGCUUUUCUUGAAAAGUCUUCCACUGAAUUCGUAUUUUAAUAUCAUUCGAUUUGGAUCGAGUCAUCAAUCAUUAUUUGAUCAGGCAACAGUGAUUUAUAAUGAAGAAAAUUCGAAAAAAGCAGCAGAUUUAAUCAAGAAAAUGGAUGCUGACUUAGGUGGAACGGAAUUAUUAAAUCCAUUGAAAUGGCUUGGAGAACAUCCACCACAAGAUGGUCGUUCUCGACAAAUCUUUCUCCUAACUGAUGGCGAAAUCUCCAAUGUCACUGAAGUUCUUGAUCUCUGUCGGUCAAUGUCGAAAUCGUCACGAAUAUUUUCCUUUGGCUUAGGUAAAUCACCGAGUCGUUCAUUAGUGAAAGGCUUGGCACGUUCAACUAAUGGUCGAUUUUGUUUCAUUCCACCAUCAACAAAAGUUGAUACAUAUGUUGGUCAACAAUUAGAAAAAGCUCUUCAAUCAUCGAUAACAAAUCUUGAAAUCAAAUGGAAUUUACCAAUUCAAGUAACAACUGCACCAAAAACUCUUCCGCCAGUCUACGCAAACGAUCGUCUGAUCGUUUAUGGAUUUAUUAAUGAUCCAUCAGUGCAAUUUGAUCAUCGUAUUCAAAUCGAACUGUUCAGUAACCAACACAAACUAGCCGAAGCAAAAAUAACACAAAUACCAGCGAUCAUUCAGAAUCAAACCAUCAGCCGUUUAGCAGCAAAAGCUCUCAUACUCGAAUUACAACAUUCGAAACUACCACCAAUACAAAGAAAAGGAUCAGGGCAAGCAAGAUUUCAAGAGUUGAAUAAACAAGAUGAAAAGUCCAUCGACAAUGAGAAAGAAGAACAGAAGAAACAUAUUAUCGAUUUGUCAUUGAAGUAUCACAUUCUUAGUCCAUAUACUUCAUUUGUUGGAAUUGAAAAACGUCGAGAUGGAAAUAACGUCGGAAUGGUUUUGCGUGAAGUACAAAUUGAAAUUUCAGCUGAUGAUCAACAUUUACAAGUUCGACGUUCUGCCGCAAACUCUUUCGUUCGUAGAGAAAGUCGAGCAAGACAGAUACCAAUGGAUGUCGAUAACGAAGAGUUUCCAAGUGGUGAUGAAGAUAUUGUCCGUUAUUUAAUUGAGAAACAAAAUUUCGAUGGACUUUGGAGUGUUGAUUGUGACAUCAUUCAAAAGCUGACAGGAAAAUCGCUAACUCAAUUUCAGUAUUCAGCACAAAAAGAAUUGAUUAUAUCAGCAAUCAUCAUUAUUUUAUUAGAAACCCGUUUUUCAUCAUAUUCUUCAAUGUGUAGUGGAAUCAUCCAGAAAUCGAAAAAACGAAUUCUCGAUCUACUCAACAAAGAUCAAAAUCAAUUUCAAUCCUUAUUUGAUGGUAUUCGACAACAACUCUGA